Porites evermanni is the source of this 444-nucleotide messenger RNA. NCBI's taxonomy places the organism in Eukaryota, Metazoa, Cnidaria, Anthozoa, Scleractinia, Poritidae. The record is from the annotation of a GenBank genome assembly.
ACAGUUUCACAACCUGGUGAAAGUCGUGGGUGCUACUGCGGAAGACAGGUCAAGUCGAGAGAUCAGUUGUCUUGUAAUGCGGCCACAACUAGUAAAUCCCAUUGUCCCUGCGUAUUCAACAAGAGACUGUGUGAGCCGCGCAAAUGCAAAUGCCUCAACUGUGCGAACAAAACUCAGCAGGGUGAAAAAGUGGGAAAAAGUACUUCAUGUCGCUGUGGUGAGUCGAAGAAAAGCAAGUUCCAAGGAACAGAGAACUCUUCGUGUGUAGAUAUCAUUGGCAAGAGAAGGACAAAAUGUCCUUGCUACGCUAUCGGCAAGGCCUGUGAUGAUCAUUGUUCCGCUUACAGUUGCGGCAACAGUUAUGGAAAGAAAGAAGAAAGUAAAAAGGACUCUCCAUCAAGGAAAAGGAAGAUAGUUUCCAGUCCUCCUUCACUGAAAAGGACU